Puma concolor (puma) is the source of this 1464-nucleotide messenger RNA. Its product is annotated as b(0,+)-type amino acid transporter 1-like. The record is from RefSeq and is a predicted model, not a curated record. NCBI's taxonomy places the organism in Eukaryota, Metazoa, Chordata, Mammalia, Carnivora, Felidae. Gene Ontology annotation, cellular component: membrane. Gene Ontology annotation, biological process: amino acid transmembrane transport. Gene Ontology annotation, molecular function: L-amino acid transmembrane transporter activity.
AUGGAGAGAAGUCAGGAAAGAAAUGGUGGUGAGGGGGUGGCAGGACGGGAGCCAGGUGGUGAGGGGCUAAGGCUGAGGAGGGAGAUUGGUUUGUGGAGUGCCGUGUCCCUGAUGGCUGGCUGUAUGAUUGGCUCUGGCGUCUUCAUGUCACCACAGGGGGUCUUGGUCUACAUGGGCAGCCCUGGAGCCAGUCUUGUGGUCUGGGCAGGCUGUGGCCUCCUGGCCAUGAUGGGUGCCCUGUGCUAUGCUGAGCUGAGUGCCCUGGUUCCCAAAUCUGGAGGGGAGUAUGCCUACAUCCUGCAAAUCUUUGGCUCUUUGCCAGCCUUCCUGGUUAUCUACACAUUUGUGUUGCUGGUCAGACCAGCUGCCAUUGCUGCCGUCUCCCUGAGCUUCGCUGAGUAUGCCGUGACCCCCUUUUACCCUGGCUGCUCCUCGAUGCCCCAGGCUGUGCUCAAGGGUGUGGCUGCCUCCUGCAUCCUGCUGCUGACGCUGGUCAACUGUUGGAGCUCACGGCUGGCCACCAUGCUGGUGAACGUGUGCGCCGUCGCCAAAGUGUUCUCGUUGCUGGUCAUCGUGGUGGGUGGGGCCGUGGUGCUGGGCCAGGGCCGGGGCCACACGGAAACCUUUUUGCUUGCCUUCCACAACACAACACAGCAGGCUGGGCGCAUUGGCAUGGCCUUUUACCAGGGCAUGUGGUCCUUCGAUGGCUGGAAUAACGUCAACUAUGUGGUGGAAGAGCUCAAGAAUCCAAAGCAGAACCUGGUGUGGGCAGUGAUGAUCGCCAUCCCCCUGGUCACCAGCUUGUACCUCCUGGUCAACAUCAGUUACCUGCUAGUGUUGUCGCCCAACGAGAUCCUUUCCUCUGAUGCUAUGGCUGUGAGCUGGGGGAACCAGGUGCUGGGGGCCUGGGCCUGGCUGGUACCGUUGGCUGUCGUACUCUCGACAUUUGGCUCUGCCAAUGGGAUGUUCUUCGGUGGAAGUCGUGUGUGCUAUGUGGCUGCGAGAGAAGGCCACAUGCCCCAACUUCUGUCCAUGGUUCAUGUGCAUCGCCUCACACCAACUCCGGCCCUGAUGUUUACCACGGCAGUGGCUUUGGUCCUGGUCAUCCCAGGAAGCUUCAGCACCAUCGUGAACUUCUUGAGCUUCCUUGGCUGGAUCACCUAUGGAACCACCAUUGGCUGUCUCUUGUACUUGCGGAUAAAGAAGAAGAAUCUUCCUCGACCUUACAAGGUCCCCACCAUCAUCCCUGUCAUCAUGCUCCUUGCUUCUCUCUACCUGGUGCUGGCGCCCAUUAUCGACCAACCCCAGAUUGAGUUCCUGUACAUCUUCCUGUUCCUGCUCAGUGGCAUCCCGGUCUAUUUCCUGUUUGUCUAUUUCCAGUGCCAGCCCAGGUGUUUGCAGAUGGCCACCCUGUAUCUCCAGCUGCUCCUGGAAGUUGCUCCAACCACUAAAAAUGUUGACUAA